AUGUCAAGGCAGCCAUUUUGGAUUUUCCGUGCUAAAAUCUUGUCUGUAAAGUCUUGUCUACGUGUUUUCAGGGCUAAUCUCUCACGUGUGGCAUUAGAUCCAAGUUGGGCCCAGAGUAAUGGUCUUAAUGCUCAGAACAACCCUGCCUGGCUACACCUCUAUCUGGCUGCCUGCAAGCUACUAGACCUGGCCCUGGUGCUACCUGCUGAUGCCCUUCCACAGUUCCAGCUAUAUCGGUGGGCUUUCACUGGAGAGGGGCAGGAGAUUCGUAGAAGCAACAAAAAGGAGAAGCCAGGCUUCAUUCCACAUCUCACACGUAUAGCCAAGGCUAUUAAUAAAAAGUUUGAGAUGAAAUCUAACAUUCCGAAACGUGAACCUGGUCGCCCUCUGCUGAACAUGUCAAGCAUACGCAGUCUUCAGGAGCUGCAACCGUUUUUCAAUGCCUUAGUCAAAACCAAUGAGAAACGAGAGCAUAGCUACACACCUACUAGCCAAUCAGGAGCCAUACGGAGGCCUCCAAAGUCAAAAUCUCUGCCUGAUUUCGGACAGUAUACCGGUGAUCCAUUAUUAGCAGAGGCAUGUACUAACAGUCAGCAAUAUAUAGAACAUAUCAUCGAAAGAGACUUCAUUGAAAUGCUACCAAAGAACUAAAGAUAUAUAUUAUUAGAAGAAUAGUGGACUUCUAUGAACCACACCUAUUUAAGUAUUUAUUACAGGUCAUGUCAACCUAGACUGCUUGUCAAAUUUUGCAGAUUUUUGUUGAAUC
Owenia fusiformis is the source of this 766-nucleotide messenger RNA. The record is from the annotation of a GenBank genome assembly. NCBI's taxonomy places the organism in Eukaryota, Metazoa, Annelida, Polychaeta, Sabellida, Oweniidae.